Molecule: messenger RNA, 1169 nt
Organism: Acanthoscelides obtectus
Lineage: Eukaryota; Metazoa; Arthropoda; Insecta; Coleoptera; Chrysomelidae
Source: the annotation of a GenBank genome assembly
GUAGAUGUGUGUACUGUCAAUGUCAGAAAGUUCGUGUUCUGUAGCUCUGUGUCAAUUGUGAAUUUCUCAUUCUUUUGUUUUGUGCUUUACGCUCUCUUGAGGAACCAAUUUGUAAAUAUCAAUUCGAAAUGGCAAAACGUACAAAGAAGGUUGGAAUCACUGGUAAAUAUGGUACCAGAUACGGAGCCUCGCUGAGGAAGAUGGUGAAGAAAAUGGAAAUUACCCAGCACAGUAAAUAUUCCUGCAGUUUUUGUGGAAAAGUAAGCAUUUAUCUGUUUUGGCUGGAUUAUCUGUAUGUGCUCACAAUGAGGAUUUUGUCUGUCAAAAUCAACAAAAUAGACUUUGUUUUCUUACGACUGUAGAUCUUCAAAGUCUAAUCAACUCCAAACAAUGUUAAGAUAUUGGUCUGCUGGCAAAUAUAUUUUUACCAUACAUUAAUAUAUUUAAUAAAAAAAAUAAUGAUAAAUUACAACAUUCCAUGAACCACAAUCAUAUGUGAUGCAAAUGAACAUCUGCAAGCACUUAUGUCCAGACUAAAUAAAAGCAUCAGCCAAAUAUCACUUUCUAGGUCCAAAAUUGUAUAUCCUUGCAACUUUCUGCAUAUAAAAUCCAAAAAACACUUCAAAGUGUAAUUAAAGUAAUUUACCUUAAAUCAACCACUACUAAUUCAUAAAUUUCUAGACAUCAUAAAUUAAUGUACAUUUGAUACAAUUUGGUUCAUUUGACUAGAAUACUGCUGAAUUUAGUUAAUUCAAGUUCAAACCAUACCCAAGCACAAGUUCACAGUCUUGGUUUAUUGGACACUACCUUCAUUAUUUUUAUGGAAAUCAGUAAACACUAUUAUUAUUAUUUCUUUUUGUAUCAAAAAGUUCAGGAGCUUUACAUGAUCAGAGAUGCAAACCUUAGUGAAGGUGUAACCCACAGGAUGCCUGAUUGUUCAUAAUUUUGGGAAGAACACAUCAUAUUGUGUUUGCAUGAUAUCUGUUCUGUUAGAAAAUUACAUAAACAUGAAAUUAUUAAAUAAUUUAAAUUUCAUUAUCAUGCUUUUAAGAUAAUUUUAAACAUAUAAGCAUAUAUUCUCAAAUGAUGUGUAUUUAUCCUUUAGGAUGCCAUGAAAAGGAGUGUUGUUGGAAUUUGGUCCUGCAAGAGAUGCAAACGAGUUGUUGCAG